AACACCGGUAGGUGGAAUAAAUUCAGUGCACACACACACACACACGCACGCACGCAGGCGUCUGGAGUCUUCUACCACUGACAAGAAUCAUUCUCGUUUGACCGCGCGAAGGAACACUUGGACAAAAGCCAAAAUGUCAAAGAUAGACAAGAUGAGCAUCCUCGGGGUGAGGAGCUUCGGGAUUGAGGAUAAAGACAAACAAGUCAUUUCAUUCUUCACCCCGCUGACUGUGCUGGUUGGACCCAACGGAGCAGGAAAAACGACAAUUAUUGAGUGCCUGAAGUACGCCACGUCAGGAGAACUUCCCCCUGGAUCUAAAGGAGGUGCAUUUGUUCACGAUCCAAAGGACGCCCACGAGACGGACGUGCGCGCACAGAUUCGACUCCUAUUCACCGAUGUCAACGGAGAGAAAGUGACUAUCAACCGCUCCAUGUCCUGCACUCAGAAGGCAAAGAACUACACCUUCAAAAGCCUGGAGCAGGUCAUUUCCAGGAUAAAGGACGGGGAGAAAAAGAGCUUGUCGUCAAAGUGUGUAGAAGUGGAUCGGGAGAUGAUUUCUGCAAUGGGCGUGUCGAAGGCCGUGCUGAAUAACGUCAUCUUUUGUCACCAAGAAGAGGCCAACUGGCCGCUUAGCGAGGGCAAAGCGCUCAAAGAAAAGUUUGACUCCAUCUUCGCUGCAACCAAGUACAUCAAGGCUCUGGAGACGAUGCGUCAGCUGCGUGUCAAAAAGGGUCACACGGUUAAAGAGUGUCAAGUGGAGUUGCGCUACCUGAAGCAGAAUAAGGAGAAAGCUCAUCAGAUCAGGGAAACCGUAGCCACUAAGGAGGCCCAGCUGAUGGCCUCCAGAGACAGUGUUCAGCAGAUUGAGAGCCAGAUUGAUCCACUGGAGAAUCGAAUGGCCGAUAUCGAGAUAAAACUGGGGAAAGUAAUGAAGCUGGACAACGACAUCAAAGCUUUGGACAGCAGGAAGAAACAGAUGGAGGAAGAUAACAAGGAGCUGGAGGAAACCAUGGAACAGGUGUUCCAGGGUUCAGACGAGCAGCUGCAGGAUGGUUACCAGAACCACCAGAGGACUGUGAGGGAGAAGGAGCGCAGGCUGACAGAGUGCCAGAAGGAUCUGGAGAAAGCUGGACGGGAGUGUCAGAGACUCAACAGAGUCAAGGCUGAUCUCCUGGUAGAGCAAGGUUCUCUGAAGCUGAAGGCUGACCACCACACUCAAAACAUCAAGAACCGGGACAAUCAGGUUCGCUCGUUGUCGGCUUUUCUGGAGAUGGAGGGUUACGACCGGCCGCCCUUCAGUGCCCUUCAGCUUGAGAGCUUCCAUCAGCACGUCGCACAGAGACUUGAGCAGGAAAAAGUGGCAAUCAAUCAGAUUAUGGCUGACCUGCAGGAGAAGGAGCAGCAGAAGCAGCAGUCCAUUGAUGAAAUGAGGGACAAGAAGACUGGCCUGGAGAGAACUGUGGAGUUGAAGGGAGACAUGCAGGGAAAGAAGCAGCAGGAACUGAGGAACAUCAGGGCAGAGCUGCAGAGGCUGGAGGGUUCGUCUAGCCGCCUGCAGGAACUGGAGAACGAGCUGGCCAAAGUGGAGCGUGAGCUAAAAAGUGCAGUUCAGAGCUCCAACGUGGAGGCGCUGAAGGCUGAGGUGGUGCAGCUCCAGAGUGAAAAGGUUGAUCUUGACCGCACGCAGAGACAGCUCGACCAGGAGAUGGGGAUGCUCAAUACACACACCACCGCACGCACCCAGAUGGACAUGCUGAAAAAGGACAAGACAGAGAAGGAGGAGCAGAUUCGUAAGAUCAAGUCCCGCCACAGUGAGGCGCUAGUGUCGUUGCUAGGCCACUUUCCCAACAAGAGAGAACUGGAGGACUGGAUCUAUGGCAAAUCUAAGGAAAUCAACGGUACCAGGGACAGACUUUCCAAACUCCAUAAGGACCUGGCAUCGAGUGAGCAGAAUAAAAGCCACAUUGCUGCUGAGGUGCGUAAAAAGGAGCAGCAGUUAGCCAGCGACGAGGAGAAGUUCUUCAACGUGUGCGGCAGUCAGGACCUGGAGCAGGACCUGGGCAAACUACGAGAGGAUCUGGAGAAGAUCUCCAAGCAAAGAGCCAUGCUAGCCGGAGCCACCGCUGUGUACACGCAGUUCAUCAGCCAGCUGACCGAGGAGAGGGAGCCCUGCUGCCCCGUGUGCCAGCGGACGUUCCCCUCCGACUCUGAUCUGCACGAAGUCAUCAGCGACAUGCAGUCCAAACUCCGCCUGGUGCCCGACAAGCUGAAAAACACGGAGCAGGACCUCAAUAGGAAGGAGCAGAAGAGGGACGAGAUGAUGGCUCUCCGACCUGUCAGGCAGUCCAUUGUGCAGUUUCAGGAAAAGGAGUUGCCGGAGUUGAGGAACCGCUUGCAGGCGGUGAACAGGGAAAUCGAGAGGCUGAAGGGCAACGUGGAGGAGCAGGAGACUCUGCUCGGUACCCUGAUGUCGGAGGAGGAGACGGCCAAGGCCUGCCUUCAAGACAUAUCUCUCAUGGACCGAUACCUGAUGGACCUUAAAGAGUUGGAGAAGAAAAUAGCUCAGCAAGCAGCGAGGCUCCAGGGAGUGGACCUGACCAGAACCGUCCAGCAAGUCAGUCGGGAAAAACAAGAGACUCAGCACAAGCUAGACACCACCUCCAGCAAGAUGGAGCUGAAACGUAAGCUGGUCCAGGACCAGCAGGAUCAGAUUCAGUUGCUGAAAAGUGCUGUAAACGAGACUAGGGAAGAGAAACUGCAGCUGAGCAGUGCCAUGCAGAAACAGCAGCAGCUGGAGGAGCAGUGCAUCGAGUUCGCCACUGAACUGCAGGCCUUAACCAGGGACAUCAGGGAGGCGAGAGAACAGCUCUCCCCUUUGUCUGCUGCUCUGGAGAAGCUGCAACAGGAGAAACAGGAGCUGGUGGAGCACAAGAGGCAGAGGCAGGAAGAGGGGCGGGACAAGAUCAGUAACAUUAAAGAUAAAAUGAAGGCGAUCUCCAACUUGGUAAGAGACAUCACCAAAUACGUGGAAGACGGCAAAGAUGAAUACAAAGAGCAAAAAGAGGCUGAGCUUCAAGAAACCAACACUCAGCUCCACGAGGCUGAGAAGGACAAAGAGAAGAUCAACAAGGAGAUGGGGAACGUCCGUCAGGACAUAGACACUCAAAAGGUCCAAGAACGCUGGUUGCAGGACAACCUGACCUUGAGAAAGCGUGUUGAGGAACUGAAGGAGGUUGUGGCUAAACGCGAGGCUCUAAUGAAAGACAUGGGCAACAUGCAAGUGUUGCAGCUACGCCAAGAACACCGUGCGGCCGAACGCAGGCUGGAGGAGCUGAAGAAGAACCGCAGUAUCGCUUUGGGUCGUCAAAAGGGGUUCGAGGAGGAGAUUAUGGAUUGCAGAAAAGAACUACGAGAAGAUCAGUACGACAAAGCAGAUGAGCGCUACAAAAACAAGAUGAUAACCAUGAGGACAACCGAGCUGGUCAUUAAAGACCUGGAUCUCUACUACAAGGCCCUCGAUCAAACCAUCAUGAAAUUCCACAGCAUGAAGAUGGAUGAGAUCAACAAGAUUGUCAGAGAUCUGUGGCGCAGCACCUACAGGGGUCAAGACAUCGAGUACGUGGAGAUCCGGUCCGACGUGGACGAAAACGCGUCCGCCGGAGUGAGGCGGCGCGUUUACAACUACAGAGUAGUUAUGGUCAAGGGAGACACGGCCUUGGACAUGAGAGGACGCUGCAGCGCUGGACAGAAGGUGUUGGCGUCCCUGAUCAUUCGUCUAGCCCUGGCCGAGACCUUCUGUCUGAACUGUGGGAUCCUGGCCCUGGACGAGCCCACCACCAACUUGGACCGAGACAACAUUGAGUCACUGGCACACGCCCUCGUAGAAAUCAUCAAGAGUCGCUCGAGCCAGCGCAACUUCCAGCUGCUGAUCAUCACCCACGACGAGGACUUCGUGGAGCUGCUGGGCCGGUCGAGCUACAUCGAGCACUUCUACCGCAUCCGAAAGAACCAGGACCAGAACUCUGAGAUCACCAAGUGCAGCAUCACCUCCCUCUCUACCUAUCUCCACUGAGCAGACCGAGGACUCCAAAAACCCUGUUUCAUGCGCGUUUUCAUUUGCGGUCGCACAAAAAUCAGUGUUCAGAUGAUUUUAGUUGAAUAGGAACUGCUUGGAGAGUGUGUUCAUCUGCACAUUUAUCCUGGCGAACUACAGAGUGAACUACUAUGUGCCCAUACCUAAACAUUUGUUUUCUACACUGAAAUAAGUUGAGAAAGUUCUUGGUGAGGUCUUUUGCAGAAAAGAUCACGAUUGUACCUGGUGAUCUGUCUCCUGGUUAAAAGGUUUUUUGUCUUUAUACAGUGUCCAGUAGCCACCUGCUGGCCAGCGCCGGUAACAGAAGGACGGGUUCUGUUUCAGUGUUUUCCGCUUUGUGUUCAAUGCUUUGGCAUUAAACCUUGUUUGAAAGACUUGCGGUAGAUGUGUGUGACUCUGUCUUUUUUCAUUUGAUUUAAUGUCGUGCUUUUUAGGUUGCCUACCCCACAAGUUCAGUUCUAAGAAAAGUAUCUCAAUGUUAGUGACGUUCCUCACCAACCACAGAUUAAUCAAACAAAUCUUAUCUCAAAUGCCAACUCAUUGCUGUAGUUCUAAUAAGGGGAAAAACCGUGGGCAAGGCCGCUAUAAAUGCUGGUGUUCUCAGCCAAGAGCUCAGAACAAGCUGCAAGCUGACAAUUAAGGAAUAAUUUCAUAGGCUUCUUGAAACCGCUUCUACCCGACGAGCUACUAUGAUGAAGAUGAUUUUCCUGCUGGUUUCUGCUGGGGCGCUGCUCUCUGCUUCGGCUUUGCCACGUCACUUCAACCUAGAGAAAGUCAUUUCUGAGUGGGACAAACAUAAAGAUUCGACUCCCUAUGCGAAACACAUGGUGGAGAAAGUCCAAGAUUUGGCCAACAACUGUUCGACCGACUACAACUUUGUCUUCUGCAAAGUGCAUGAAAUCCUGCAGAGGCAUGAACACUUCAAUGAAACGACCAGCCAUAGUUGGGAUAAGACGAUUGCAAAAAACUUGAAAGCCUUCGUCACCUCCCAAAAUCAAACCUGUGCAGUGGUGUUGAAGGACGCGAAGACUACUCAAAACGCCGUGACAAUUUAUCGACUUAUGGAUUUUCUUGUGAAAUGUAUCCAGAAAUUCAACAUGGGCUCCAUGCGGUCACCAUGACGGGCCAAGCUUGAGUUCCUCCCAGACGGGCGACCCGACUGUCAGUGUUGAGUCCUUGAGUGUGUGAUUUUUUUAAUUUCAAAUUUCAAAAUGUAAAGAUAGUGAUAAGAAUCAAAUGAUUGGGGCAUGUGAUUAGAGAUAUAUUGGAAAUGUAGAAUAAGAUGUUACUGAUUAGUUUUUUCAUAUAUACAGUAUGUUUACAAAGAGUUACAUGAUAUUGACUUCAUAUAUUGACAAAUUUAUGUCAGCAGUCCCUUGGCAAAAUGCACAGCCUUUCCAUACUAAAGUAAACAACAAUAAUGUGUUAUUUAACACAUAUUUAUUGGGCAGUUAUCUGUUUUUAUUCAUCACAACGCUCACUUCAACAACUUGAUAAAAGGGUUUUGACUCAAACAGCUUUCAUAGAAAAAAAAAACAUGGGCAUUAUUAUGGAUAUUU
This is a messenger RNA of Pungitius pungitius (ninespine stickleback), 5652 nucleotides long. RefSeq names its product RAD50 homolog, double strand break repair protein (gene rad50). The transcript has 31 exons. Gene Ontology annotation, molecular function: ATP hydrolysis activity; single-stranded telomeric DNA binding; G-quadruplex DNA binding. Gene Ontology annotation, biological process: chromosome organization involved in meiotic cell cycle; double-strand break repair; telomere maintenance via telomerase. Gene Ontology annotation, cellular component: Mre11 complex; condensed nuclear chromosome; nucleus. The record is from RefSeq and is a predicted model, not a curated record. NCBI's taxonomy places the organism in Eukaryota, Metazoa, Chordata, Actinopteri, Perciformes, Gasterosteidae. The coding region runs from base 134 to 4072 and encodes 1312 amino acids.